Messenger RNA from Radiomyces spectabilis, 830 nucleotides. RefSeq lists its product as uncharacterized. The record is from RefSeq and is a predicted model, not a curated record. NCBI's taxonomy places the organism in Eukaryota, Fungi, Mucoromycota, Mucoromycetes, Mucorales, Radiomycetaceae. The transcript has 3 exons. Bases 65 to 763 code for a protein of 232 amino acids.
UUUUUCAUUUUUUUAAGCGUUUUGUUUUCGUGUAUCUCUUCUCUCUGCACUUUGAACUAUCAUUAUGUCUAACGCAAGCUCUGCUCCAGGUGAUCAACGCUCCAAGGAAUCCGUCAUCUCUGAUACGGGAGCCAAGAUGAUGCAGUCCUUUGCUCCUCUCCAACCGAUUUGUGAGCAUGUAUGCGGUUUCCACUUUUACGCUCACGAUAUGACCCGUCAAGUCCAUGCCCAUCAUUUAUGCUCCCAUGUGAAUGAAGACUUCCGUCAAUGCAUUAUCUUUGACUCUCCAAAGAAAGAUGCUCGUCUCAUUGGUAUUGAAUACAUCAUUUCCGAAAAGCUCUUUAUGGAGCUGGAUGAACAAGAAAAACGAUACUGGCAUUCCCAUGACUAUGAAGUCCGUGGUGGAAGCUUGGCUCUUCCCAUGCCUCGCCUGAUGCCUGAAAUCGGUGCUCAAGCCAGCGAACGUGAAGCCUUGCUCCAGUUGCAGAAGACGUAUGGCAAAACAUGGCAUACCUGGCAAAUCGAUGCCCAUCCCACCAUGCCUCUAGGUCCUGCUCAAUUGAUGAUGGCUUUGACGGCCGACAACCAAUUGAAGCCCGAACUUGCUCGUCAGCGCAAGGAAGAAGAAGGCAUUGACAUUGACGAAAAGAAGAAGGAACGUCAAGACUUCCCCGCCUAUGAACCCAAACCUGGCUGCGACAUCUGGCAAAGCGGCAAAUCGGUUCAAAUUGUGCCGGAAGAAAAGGACUUUAUCAAGUCGUAAGCUAGCUUCUCCGUUCACUUAAAGCCCCUCUUGUCAGGUGCAAAUUAAGGAUUGUGAAAAAUAAAAA